Molecule: messenger RNA, 1228 nt
Organism: Populus euphratica (Euphrates poplar)
Lineage: Eukaryota; Viridiplantae; Streptophyta; Magnoliopsida; Malpighiales; Salicaceae
Product: UPF0481 protein At3g47200-like
Exons: 2
Coding region: 111-1046 (311 amino acids)
Source: RefSeq, a predicted model, not a curated record
AGCAAGAAGGACUUUUGGAAACACUUUUGAGAACCAUUUCAGGUCAAGAAGAUCACAUACGCCGUUGCUAUGCAGCUGAUUCCUCGAAGCUUAGCGGCGAUCAGUUUGUGAUGAUGGUUCUGUUAGAUGCUGUAUUCAUCUUCGAGCUCUUCUUGAGGAAUGAAGAAUACCUGGGUGAUAGCAGCAAAUAUCAAGACGAUUUUAUAAUAGGCCAACCCUGGUUGAGAGCUGCGAUUCGAAGAGACUUGAUAUUGCUUGAAAAUCAGCUGCCAUUCUCUACUCUCAAUGAAUUAUAUGAUUGUGCGAUGAGCACGACCGAUUGCAAACCUUUCAUGUACCUUUCCUUCCGGUACUUUGAUAAGUACAGAAAGACAUCCGAGCCCAGCCAAAAAAUACUACAUUUCACAGAUUUGGUGAGAUGUUUUCUAUCAUUCAAGCACCCGGAUUUAAAAAUUGACAAGGCAGAACCGAUAAAAACUCUUUACAGCGCAACAAUGCUGCAUCAGGCAGGAAUUAAGUUCAAGCCAUUGCCGAAUGUAUCCCUGCUUGACAUUAGAGCCUGGAAACCUCUCUCGAAAGUUCAGACACCGCUUUCAGAUAAGAAAGGUAAGUUACUUAUGCCUUCCCUUGAAAUCGACAACAAUACCGAAUGUCUCCUCCGAAACCUCAUUGCGUUGGAGCAGUUACAUUAUCCAGGAGAAGAGUACAUUUGCCGUUAUGUUAAGCUACUAGAUUUUCUGGUGGAUCUUGAAAACGAUGUGGAUUUGCUCAUUGAAAAUAAAGUUAUUGUUAGCAAGCUAGGUGACAGUAAAGCGGUGGCGGAGCUUAUUAACGGACUUUGUCGGGAAAUGGUAGAAGUUUCUUCCACUUUUGACCCUCUGUCCAAACUGCUGAAUGAUUACUAUGAGAGCUCCUGGAAUAAAAACAAGGCGUACUUGGUAAGUGUGUACUUCAAAAAUAUUUGGACAGGAACUGGAACUGUUGUUGGAUCUCUCUUCCCGCUCGUCACCUUGACACGGUUUAUCCUAUACCUUCUACGUUAUUAGGUCACUACGUUUUCUGGGAAAAGAGUGGUUUGAAGCUUCUAACAUAUAUAGUUUAUCACUGCUGUUAAUCGUAACGUGUGUUGCUCCAGUGCUUGUAGAUUUUGUUUUUCGUUUGAUGUUAUGAAGUUUCGUCAUUCGUGCUGUAAUUCUUGUACUUCAUGGUUAAUCAAUUAUGGUUUGCA